Lotus japonicus is the source of this 1932-nucleotide messenger RNA. RefSeq names its product beta-glucuronosyltransferase GlcAT14C-like. Lineage: Eukaryota; Viridiplantae; Streptophyta; Magnoliopsida; Fabales; Fabaceae. The transcript is spliced from 4 exons. The record is from RefSeq and is a predicted model, not a curated record. Bases 507 to 1775 code for a protein of 422 amino acids. Gene Ontology annotation, molecular function: glucuronosyltransferase activity. Gene Ontology annotation, cellular component: membrane.
AUUGUACACCAUUUAAUGGGCUUACAUCAACAUGAGACUAAGAUUCUUUUUGCGGAAAAUUUGCACAUGCAAACUCCCUUCUCUAUAUAGCUUUUCAUUGAUGUCUCAAUUUUGAAUCCUGCUUUUGGUAUCUUCCAGUUCAAGUUUUAAAACGUUAGGUACAAGUUUCAACAUCCCUCACCCUUUUCUGCCCCCUAUCACAUUCACACCUUCUACACUGAUUUGUCACCUUACUCCUUUCGCUUUAAGUUGAGCUAUUUUGAUUAUAUAGAUGUACCUUACCAUUUUAAUUAGUAGCUUUCAUGCUAUUUUGAUUAUAUGCAUUUGGAUUCAUUAGGACUUGAAGAUUUUCAUCUCUGCUUCAUAUCUCCAGAAAUGGCAAAUUUUGUUGCUUCAGGCCUAUCUGCUGAACCUGCUUUCAGAAGAAAGAUGAACUUUUGAUGACAGCCAAAUCGAUCUGCACUUAAUUUUUUUUAACUUUCUUGCACCCAAAGACCAGAAUUUCAAUGAGAAAUUCCAAAAUUCCAUGUAGAGGAUUGGAUUAUCGUCUCUGCAUUCUGGCUUUUGCUGUGUGUUUGGUGUUGAUUGGGACAGUUUCAAGAUUGAGUUUUGCAAACGUGUCUUACACCACAGUCACCAGGUUACAGCACUACCAUCCUAAGCGAGAUGUAUCAAAAGGAAAAGGGUACCCUCCUGUUCUUGCGUAUUGGAUUUUCGGCAUGAAGGGAGAGAGCAACAAGAUGCUAAGGCUGUUGAAGGCAGUGUACCAUCCAAGAAAUCAGUACCUACUUCAGCUUGAUGAUGGUUCCUCUGAGUCUGAAAGAAUGGACUUAGCUCUUUCAGUUAAAUCCCAUAAGUUGUUUGAGGCAUUUGGGAAUGUGAAUGUCAUUGGGAAAAGUUAUGCCAUCAAUAGGAUGGGAUCUUCUGCACUUUCUGCUCCUCUGCAUGCUGCUGCUUUGCUUCUUAAAGUUAACUCAGAUUGGGACUGGUUCAUCACUUUAACUGCUUCAGAUUAUCCUCUUAUGACUCAGGAUGAUCUCCUUCAUGCUUUCACGUUCUUGCCAAAAUAUCUCAACUUCAUUCAUUAUACUAACAAGACGGUUCGGAACGUGCAAAGAAACACUGAUCAAAUUGUGGUUGACCAAAGUUUGCAUUAUGAAAAGAGCAGCCCACUUUUCUUUGCUGUGGAAUCCAGAGAAACCCCAGAAGCCUUUAACAUGUUUCAUGGUUCACCUUGGGUGAUUCUUACAAGAGCUUUUAUGGAGUACUGUGUGAAAGGGUGGGACAAUUUACCGAGAAAGCUUCUAAUGUUCUUCAGCAAUGUGGUUUAUCCCCUGGAAUCUUAUUUCCACACAGUCAUGUGUAACUCCCCUGAGUUCCAGAACACCACUGUGGAUAACACUUUAAUGUACAGUCUUUUUGACACUGAUCCUUCUGAAUCCCAAUUGCUUGAUAUAUCACACUAUGAUACUAUGUUGGAAAGAGGGGCUGCAUUUGCACGUCCAUUUGGUGAAGGUGAUUUGGUUCUGGAAAAAAUUGAUGAUUUGAUUCUUAACCGAUCUUCUAAUGGGUUGGUUCAAGGAGAGUGGUGUUCUAACACUGAAAUAAAUAAGACUAAAAAGGUUUCAGAAGAUGAAGGAGAGUUUUGCUCACUAUCUGGAAACAUUGAUGUUGUAAAGCCAGGUAUGUCUGGCAUCAAGCUUGGAACUCUACUAGAUGAAAUUGUAAAUAGUGGGAGAUCUAGAACUAGCCAAUGCCAGUUCUAUAAAGGGUGACAAAGUAAAUGUUGCUAGAAACUCUUUGAAUGUGAUCCAUUUUUACUUUUAACAGCUGAUGGAGCUUUGAAAUUGCUCGACUAUUUAGGUGUGUCUGAUUAUAAUUGAGUGCAACGUGAAGAAACAUUUAUCUUAAUUCAUAAGAAGAGUUUGUUCA